UCUCAGGUUCAUUCUGGGCGGAGAGCAUCUUUAACUCUCAGUCGAGGUGGAGCCAGAAGCUGAAACGAGCCUGAAGCGAUUUAAGAGGCGACGGACGGUCACAUGCAGGCGCUCGAAUGAUCCGAUUCACUGUAAUGAUCUGAUCUCAGUCCACAUAUCAACUUCAAACCUGACCUGUGAAUCCCAGAUCAGAUCGUCCUGAAGAAUCCGCAGAGUUCCUCUACUGAAGCGCUGCCGCGUCCUCGUCUUCCCGCAGACCUCCUUAGGUGGAAGACAACAACAUGGGCCGGAAAGGAGGACGGACACAAUCAUGCCUCCUGCCUCUUCUGCUGGUGUUCAGCAUGUGUUUUGCGAGUGCCGAGUACUCGAGCUGUGGAGAAAAUGAGUUUUACAAUCAUACAGUCAGCAGUUGCCAGCCCUGCCCACAGUGCCAACCAGGACAAGAGCCGUACAUGAACUGUGGUUAUGGCACUAAGGAUGAUGACUAUAACUGCGUGGCGUGUCCCGCAGGGAAGUUCUCCAAAGGCAAGUAUGAAAUCUGCCGGCGACACAAAGACUGCGACUCCCUGUACCGGGCCACCGUGUUGACGCCGGGGACUUUAGAGAGCGACGCUGAGUGCGGACCGUGUUUACCAGGGUACUACAUUCUGGAAAACAGGCCGCGUAACAUCUACGGCAUGGUGUGUCAUUCCUGUCAAAACGCUCCACGCAACAUCAAAGAGUGCAUGCGAUCCACACCGCCGUCAGCCGGUCAAGCUCCCAGUGUCUCGUCCAGCAGCACAACUGUAUUUCAGCAGCCGGAGAAAGAUCCAACAGGACAAGGUCAUCUAGCAACAGCCCUCAUCAUCGCCAUGUCAACCAUCUUCAUCAUGGCAAUCGCUAUAGUGAUGAUCAUUAUGUUCUACAUCCUGAAGGCCAAACCGAGUGGACAAGCAUGCUGCUCUGGACAAAUAAUAAAGACUGUGGAAGCCCAAACAAACAAGCAGGAGGAGAAGAAAGAGGUUCAAGAGAGCGUGGUGAUCUUUGCAGAGAAGGAUGAAUUUGAUAAGCUCAAACCUUCAUCUCCAAAAACAGCAAAGAGCGAGAACGACGCGUCGUCAGAGAACGAGCAGCUCUUGAGUCGCAGCAUCGACAGUGACGAGGAAGCAGCGCAGGACAAGCAGGGAGCCGCUGACCUUUGCCUUCUGUCCCUGGUGCAUCUGACCCGAGACAAAACCUGCUCCACCAACACCGUCAACAACAACAACAACUGCAGCAGAGCCACCGGCAUUCACAGCAGAAGGAAAAAGAUCCUGGACUUGUACUCAAAAGCCUGCAGUGUUGCGGAGGGUCUGAGUCCGACCGAGCUGCCGUUCGACUGUCUGGAGCGCACCAGCCGCAUGCUCAGUGCCACCUACAGCACAGACAAGGCCGUGGUCAAGACGUGGCGGCACCUCGCCGAGAGCUUCGGGCUGAAGCGCGACGAGAUCGGCGGCAUGAGCGACGGCAUGCAGCUCUUCGACCGGAUCAGUACGGCGGGUUACAGCAUCCCAGACCUCCUGACCCGUCUGGUCCAGAUCGAGCGGCUGGACGCGGUGGAGACCCUCUGCUUCGACAUUCUGGGCGGCCCGGAGAACAGCGUCCCUCCAUCCAGCCACCAUCCGACCCUGACGUCCCGCUGCGCCAGCGUCUGACAGACACAUGAAGGACCAGACCUGAACAUCAGACCCAUGUACAUUUGACCGGCCAGUUUGUUUCUGUGGUCCUGACUGAAGUGGAUGUUCAGUAACAUUUCCUGCUCUCAGACGUUCUCUACAUAUAAACACAGACACGAGACUGAUUGCGUACGCCGCUGCAUUAAUAACCCAAUGCAAGUACGUGUUUUAUUCUCUUCAGCGGUCGGUUUUCUGUUUCGACUGCAAAAACAGUUUGAAGAGAAUGUGUUCAAGUUAGUUAAACUGUCUAAAUUUGUAUAACUAACACGAUAUAUCGGCCACCAUAUCGGUAUCGGCCGAUAUAUGUUCAAUGUUAUCAUUAUCGGCCCGAUAAGAAAAUUUGGCCGAUAUAUUAAAGCUGAUAAAUAAUGGAUUAUUUCCUUCAGCUGAGACUCUUCAGAUGUGCACUGUUCACCACGAUGGUUUUGUAUUGCUUGAAAUAUGAUUGAAAUCACUUCAAAAAGCAAAAUACAGUUCAGUUCAACAAGUACAGCACAAGUCUGUCAUAUAGACUACAUAAAAUUAUAACGAGAACAUUAUAAUUGUGUGUUUGGGACAUGGAUUUUAAUGGUGAGACUUUCGUUUUUGUAAUCAGGCUCUCAAAAAUGCUAUAAAAAAUUUUUGAUUUAGAUUUAUCGGCCAAUAUAUCGGUUAUCGGCUUUCAAAUGUAAAGAUUAUCAGUUAUCGGUAUCGGUCAAAAUGUUCAUAUCAGUGCAUCCCUAUAACUAACUGUUAUAAUGUGUGUUUUAAGGCAAGACACUACAGGUGAAUAGAGUGAAAAUAUCAACUAUUAGGGGUGUAACGGUACACAAAUGUGACGGUUCGGUACGUACCUCGGUAUUGAAGUCACGGUUCGGUACAGCAGGGAGGAGAAAACUAAACAUAAAAUUGCUUCUUUUUUAUUAAACAGUGGUUUAUUGAACAAAUUGUGUCUCUCUCUUUAAAUAAAUUAAAUUAUAAUUAACAUUUUUUAAGGAUAAAUCUCAGCUAAUGCUGUAAACUAUAUACAGGGAGCCCUUUCUUGAACAUUACUAUAAUAUUAAAAGUUACAAUUAACAGCAGAGCCCAAACUAUUACAUUCAGUUGCAAUUUAUUUUUAGAUAUAAUAAUCAAAACUCAAAUAAAUAAAAAAAAAAUGUAAAUUGCACAUAAGUCAGGUUUUACAUUAACUUCUAAAUUAUUACUCCAGUUCAUUUACACAGUUACUGUCAUAACUUGUUUUCAUGACAAAUUUAUUUAAACAUAUAUUAAAUAAUUAAGACAUUACUAACAGUCAAAGUAAAUAUAAUGAAUAUAUAAGCUAAUAUAGUGCAUAUAUUCAGUGAAAUGCUCCCUCUAGUGUUGAUUUCUCUAGUGUACUAACAUGCUGUGUACACUGAAUGACUUGCCUGAGGUAAAUGUAAUGCUAUGUGAGAUAUUAUUCUCAAGCUGUUUUAUUGAGGUCUUUCCGCGGUUUAAACAUAUGGAGCCCCACACAUGACAUGCAGGGGAAAAAAAAGUAAAUUGUGCCCAUGAUUUGCUAUUUUGUUCCCUCGAUUUGCUAAAUCGUGCGCACGUUUUACUAUUUUGUUCCCUUGAUUUACUAAUUCUUUCCCUUUUUUGUAAAUCGUGUACUUGAUUUAGCAAAUCGAGGGAACGAAUUAGUAAAUAGCGCACACAAUUUAGCCUAUUUUUUUAAUUGAGACAUUACACGCAUAUCUAGGGCUGUGUUCGAAAUCGCCCCCUAUACCCUUAAAUAGGGCACUAUUUGAGGGCACAGCCAUUUGUAGUGGUGUCCGAAACCAUAGUGGACGAUGUUGAGUGCACUCAUUCAAUCCCACAAUGCACUGCGAUAACGAGUGUACAACCGAUACACGCUCAACGGAGAAUACCCAUAAUGCACUGUGAGAGUCGUGUGCUGAAUGAAUUCUCGCAUCUCGCCAGGAGAUGGCGCCCGCGGCUGAAUCAAUCAUCCAUUCAUUUUCCAAACCACGCUGGAACAGUAUAUUAUCAUACAGGUAUAAUUUCCUUUUUAAUUGAUCAUUAAAUCGUUUAAUUAAGGUUUGUACAUGCUAGUUUUCAUGGCAGAGUUUAACAUAAAUAUGCAUUACUACUGGAGCUCACAGUUUGCUACAUUUUAAAUGAUUAUUAAACAGCAGCACAAACUAUGCGAAAUCGGCAGCCCUUCCGGCGCACUCAGUGUCCGAAUUCACUCACUCCUUCAAGUGGACUAUGUUAGUGGACUAAUGUAGGGAAUAGUGAAUGAGGGUAUAGGGGGCGAUUUCGAACACAGCACCUAUCAUCUGUUCUUCUUCUUCUGCUCUUUUUCCUGUUGUGGCGGUUAGCAAACAGCGUUGCAUUACCGCGUGCGCCCCCUUCAGGAUUGGAGUGUGGAUCACCUGUGACCGACUGUAUUCGUCGUCUGACUGUGAUGUCCGUAUGGUUCAGGACGAAUACAUGUACCGUUACACCCCUAUAGAUAUCAUAUAACCAUAUGGAUUAAUCAGUAAAUUAGUACAAGUUUUCUGAAAUGUUAAGUUUAAAUAUGCAAAUGAGGCAGUAUCUAAUUAAAUAUGCACUAAUUUGCAUACAUUUUCAGAAUAGGAAUCUAAGCAUUGGAUAAAUCAAGGUUCAAAACUCGUUUGAUUUUAUCGACAUAUUAGAAUUAAAGGUUUUUACUGAGGGAAUUUCGGAUUUCUCUUUUUAUCACUCCAGAAAUCAGAAAAUACUGUCAAAAGACAAAAUAAGAUAUAUUUUUACCAGUAAAAUGUUCUAUGAAUCGGGCGACUGAUAUACAGUCUCAACAAACCUUCAGAAUAUAGAAUAAAACUAAAGUUUGGUGAAUGUAAAGCUGCUGAAGUGGAGAUUUCUGACUCAAACUCACCGCCUUUAAAGAUAUGGAUAAAAAUUGAAACCUACAGAUGCAAGUGUGCAAUAAAAUAAACACUUAAAAGUCUAUUUUGGAUGUUUACUUUCCACUAGUCUGAAAGAAGACAUGUUAUGUAAGCAAAAUAGACCAAAACUGACCAGUGCGUUCAAAAAUCAAGUUUUGCCUGUAGUGUCUUGCAUUAAUGUCACAGACAUGUGAAGGAAACUCUAUCACACAGGUCACAUGUGCAUCAGGGCAGAUGUGUGUUGAGUUUCUGACCCACAUCUGAACUCGCUCUAUCUGCUUCAGUUUCUGGACUCAAUGAAAUACAUGUCAAACUGACACAAACAUAAAUCUGUUGAACAGUGUGUGUGUGUGUGUGUGUGUGCGCGUGUGUGUCCUGCGGCUAGCCGCUGCUGCCGGGACUAAUUGGCUGGAAUUGGUGGUUUAUGACUCCUAGUGCAAAGUGCCUGUGAUUUCCAGCACCUCAUUAACUAAUAAUCCAAACGGAAAAGCCAUAAAGUGUCCGAUGGGAAGCCGAGGCAGCUGUAUAAAUGUUUAACUGCAUGCAAAAGGUAGAAACGGGGGGAAAAGUCUCCGGUGAUUGUGUGCAGUGAGCCGCGGGUGACCCUGUUUUAAUGAUCUGCCACUCUGUAACAUGUUUAAUUACUUUUUUGCCAUUAUAUGCCUGCUUAACGUGUUUCACACAGCUCAUGUUUUUGACUGAAUCACACAGAAAAUUAUGAUUAGACAUUUUGUAGUAAAAACCAUCAGAAAUGGUGCAUUUCGAAUGAAUGGAGCAGGUCUCCAGUUUCCCAAAGAAUCACACAACUUCAUAUUCGUGCAUCACAGACUUUUUUGUUGUUGCAUCAUGUUUGUUUACCCCUCCACAUGACCCACGGUAACAUAUAUUUAUAUAUAUACUGUACAGUAUCAAUGAACCAUGAGUUUAUUUUAUGUUAAACCUUGUAAAGGCCACGUCGACCUCAUCAACACGUUUAUGGCAGAGCACCUGGAUCAAUGCAACAAACACAACCAUUCAAAUGAAAUACAAGUGUAUAUAUAACUUAUUAUUGUACAUAUGCACCAUGUAUAGAAGUAUCAAUUAAGAAAUAAAAUGAGAAAAUUAUAUCAUAAUAA
This is a messenger RNA of Ctenopharyngodon idella (grass carp), 5682 nucleotides long. It is a transcript of the gene edar, whose product is annotated as ectodysplasin A receptor. Gene Ontology annotation, cellular component: plasma membrane. The transcript is spliced from 12 exons. Gene Ontology annotation, molecular function: signaling receptor activity. The record is from RefSeq and is a predicted model, not a curated record. The coding region runs from base 282 to 1673 and encodes 463 amino acids. Gene Ontology annotation, biological process: positive regulation of canonical NF-kappaB signal transduction; positive regulation of JNK cascade. Lineage: Eukaryota; Metazoa; Chordata; Actinopteri; Cypriniformes; Xenocyprididae.